AUGAGAUUUGUACUUGAUAAUGGGAUGGGCAUAACACGGGUAAGUGAGCAAAUUGUCUAGUUUGCUGUAUUGUUUUCGAAGUUCGAGGAAGCAAGUUGACAUCAAGUCUUCCAAAGGUUGAGGAAAUACGCAUUAGCGAGAGUGAAGAGGCAACGUUCAGGAAACAUACCGAACCGUAUAGUUGUGAAGGAGAAACCAUCCUCAUAUUGAGACAUCACCAUGUUGUUUUUGGUCACUUGUUUGAUUGGCUGACGAAGAAGAGGGUUCAAUGCGUGGAACCUCUCGAUUAUAAUCGGGAAACCCACAUCUCCGACUGGUGCCAUUUGCAUUUGUUGGCUCAUGAUUUCGGUUAUGACGAUUUGGCACGCCUGUGUAUUUUCGGAUAUAAAAGCAGGCGCCUAAAUAAUGAAGAGGAGUGGGAGCCUCUGCCAGCAGAGAUUGAGCUUUUGUAUGGAAUGCCAAUUGAGCGUACUGCGGCUUUAAGGCAUGUUAUCCUCGAACAUAUGACAAUGCAAGUUUUGUCAUGGAACACGAUGGGAGAUCCGAAUCGCUUCGUAAACCUUGUCUCACGAAAUAACGAGUUUGCUAAUGAUAUCUUCGGCGGGGUUGGUAGACACGUUGUAGGAUUCAACGUGGUUGCGGUUGGGGGAAUCCGCAGAUUGGAUUGCGAGGUCGAGAGUUGUGGAAUCCAUGGGGAUUGGGAGGAAUACAGACAAAUUCCAUCGCUGUCUGAUUUCGAGCCAGACACUGGAAUCUUGAGAGAUACGCCGGAGUUUGAAGUUGACUGUUGGCUCACGGCUGAGGAGCUCGAGGCUUUUCGGGAGGCCGAGGAGGAGGAACAAGCUGAAGCGAGAGCAGUGGCAGAAGCCUGCUUCAAACGCCUGACAGAAGGGCUUCAACCACGAGCUCAUUUGUGA
Messenger RNA from Hymenoscyphus albidus, 917 nucleotides. Lineage: Eukaryota; Fungi; Ascomycota; Leotiomycetes; Helotiales; Helotiaceae. The record is from the annotation of a GenBank genome assembly.